AUGAGGACAAGGGCAUCUUCAAGAAGCCAAGAGGCUGCCUGGCUGAAGAGAGAACCCAGCAGCAACAAGGAAAGGUCUUCGGUGGAGACUGAGGACAUCAGCACUCCUGCUCAAGAUGAGUGCUUUUUCAGCAUGAAAAUGAACCUGACCAGCCCAUGUUCGUUCAUCACUGUGCUUUUUCAGCAUGAAAAUGAACCUGACCAGCCCAUGUUCGUUCAUCACUGUGAAGAAGAUCACCACCUUGAUCAAGAAGAGGCCUAUCUUCACAGUGUUCUUAUUGAUGAGUCUUGCUGCUCUUGGAACAUGCUCAUCAUGUGGAAGAAGUUCUCCCAAGAGCUGCAAGUGCUGAUGGAAGAGGUGGCACACCAGGCUGCUGAGAUCAGCAUGUUGAAGGACUCUCAGCAAAUGAAAGAGGCAGUGUCUGCCAGUAGAAGUACGUCUGACUGGCCUCUGAGAGGCACAGGGGAUGCCAUCUACCUGCAUCCAUCAUCCAGUAGCUCAGCACAGUUCUGCAAGGUAUUUUGGUUCCUGUGUGCUCCACUCCUUCAGGAUACAGAUACCUUUGUGCAGAUGGACAAUUCCCCAGGACACUGCUGGCCUUUCCAAGGUUCUUGGAGCAAGGUGCUAAUCCGGUUGUCCACACCAGUACGACCAUCAGCCAUCACCAUACAGCACAACUCAAAGAUGGCCUCUCCGCUGGGGACUGUCAGUAGUGCUCCCCGAGAUUUCACAGUCUCUGGACUAGAUGAGGAAGACAAGGAGGAAAUUCUGCUGGGGACAUUCAUCUAUACUGUGCAGAAAGACCCGACCCAGACCUUCCUGCUGCAGAAUGGAAUCCCCAGAGCCUUUGGGAUUCUGAAGCUUGUUAUAUGGAGCAACUGGGGAACACCAGGAUAUACGUGCAUUCAUCAAGUGCAGGUGCAUGGGAAGAUCACUUGA
Molecule: messenger RNA, 939 nt
Organism: Indicator indicator
Lineage: Eukaryota; Metazoa; Chordata; Aves; Piciformes; Indicatoridae
Product: sperm-associated antigen 4 protein-like
Exons: 10
Coding region: 1-939 (312 amino acids)
Biological process (GO): nuclear envelope organization
Cellular component (GO): meiotic nuclear membrane microtubule tethering complex; nuclear envelope
Molecular function (GO): protein-membrane adaptor activity
Source: RefSeq, a predicted model, not a curated record